Pomacea canaliculata is the source of this 4074-nucleotide messenger RNA. Its product is annotated as fibropellin-1-like. NCBI's taxonomy places the organism in Eukaryota, Metazoa, Mollusca, Gastropoda, Architaenioglossa, Ampullariidae. The coding region runs from base 130 to 3315 and encodes 1061 amino acids. Gene Ontology annotation, molecular function: chitin binding. The record is from RefSeq and is a predicted model, not a curated record. Gene Ontology annotation, cellular component: plasma membrane; extracellular region; protein-containing complex. Gene Ontology annotation, biological process: establishment or maintenance of epithelial cell apical/basal polarity; heterophilic cell-cell adhesion. The transcript has 32 exons.
UCGACUACUCGAUCAUGUCGAUGCACGCGCACAUCCUCCUCCUGCUUAUCCUCUCAAAGGUUCAACUCUACCACCUGCAACUGCGACCAAGUAUGUAUCCCACCACAGGUCUACAAUUCGAACAGGACUAUGUGUGUGUCCGAUUCAGAGCUGUUCAAGCAAUCUAGUUUGGGACACUCAGCUGUGCCGCUGUGUCCCUUGUACCCCUCCCUGACAUAUGACCCCGCCACAAGAUCUUGCCAAUGCCGCACUCCUAUGUUCUUAGACCCAACUACAUCAACAUGUCAAUGCCCCACUACUAUGUUCUUGGACCCAACUACAUCAACAUGUCAAUGCGUCUCUCCUCUGUUCUUAGACCCAACCACAUUAACAUGUCGACAGUUGACGCCAACGUGCAACCCACCUCUGGUGUACAACAACAGCAGUAGAGCAUGCGAGCCAUGCCUUCCACCGCUGACCUACGACUAUGUUUCACGAUCUUGUCAGUGUUAUAGGACAUGUUCUGCCGGUGAAACCUUGAACACAAAUCUUUGUUCUUGCGAGUCGACAUGUAGGCUGACUCAGGCGAGCUGCUCAACUGGCUACACCUUCAACGCUACUUCAUGCAGUUGUCAACCAAUCUGCCGGCAGACAGUGCGGUGUGACGCCGGUAGUUACUUUGAUGAGACUCGGUGUACAUGCGUGGCUAACUGCAGACAAACUCAGGCUGGUUGUCAGUUCGGCUACGUCUUGAACUUAGUUACCUGUGUCUGUGAGCCAUCAUGUGCCUCUAGUUCAGUCAACUGUGUCUACGGCACUCGACGAAGUCAGCCAUCAUCAUCAGGAGAGUGCUGUGACUGCCAGUAUGGCUUCACAGGAGCCCAGUGCAACAUUUGUGACACUCGGCUUCUCCGAUGUCAAAACGGUGGUACACCCUCCCAGUCCCCAGUGAACGGUCAGUGUGUCUGUAUUUGCCCUCCUUACUGCAGUGGUCCUACCUGCUCCAAUCGAACUUGUGACCCCAGUUCCGCCAGGUGUGUGUACGGAAAUGUCCGGAGCUCACCCACGACGUCAGGAGACUGUUGUGACUGCAACUACGGCUUCACCGGCAGCCAGUGCGACCGCUGUGACACUCAAAUUGCCCGGUGUCUAAAUGGUGGUACACCCAACACAUACCCCACCUCCGGUCAAUGCGGCUGCUCUUGUCCUCCUGGCUACACGGGUACCAACUGCGAACAGCAAGUGUGUGACUCCAGAACGGUGAGGUGUGUGUACGGCAAUGUCCGGACCACACCCACGGCGUCAGGAGACUGUUGUGACUGCAACUACGGCUUCACCGGCAGCCAGUGCGACCUGUGUGAUACUCGCAUUAACCGGUGUCAAAAUGGCGGUACACCCAACGCAUUCCUCACAUCUGGUCAAUGCGGCUGCACUUGUCUUCCUGGCUACACGGGUACCUACUGCGAACAGCGACGCUGCAAUACACCUUGCGUAUAUGGAACGGUGGAUCCAACCACUUGCCAGUGCGUCUGCUACCCAAACUUCGUUCUCAAUGACUGCAGCCAGUGCGACAUUUUUUCCAUGAAUUGCCAGAAUGGAGGCUACCCAGCAGUACAAAACAACCAGUGCGCGUGCACGUGCCCUGCUGGCUUCACUGGCUCGCGCUGUGAGCAGUGCAGCACUCAACCUAACAUUUGUCAAAACGGCGGCACGGUUAACCUAAUCCCGAUUAAUGGCCAGUGCGGCUGUAGAUGUCUUGCUGGCUACACUGGUCUCUACUGUGAGACAGCACUUUGCUCCAGCAACACCAUCACUUGUGAGAAUGGAGGAACACCCUACCUGAACACAAACAAUGGCCAGUGUGCCUGCUCAUGCCUUGCUGGCUUCAGUGGCCCUACGUGUGGACGUGGAUUAUGUACACUACCAUGCGGACCCAACAGCAGUCCAGACAGACUUGAUAAUUUGUGUACUCGGUGUGUGUGUAACCCUGGAUGGACUGGACUUUACUGUAACACGCCAGUGACAGUGUCUCCACCCACCACAUCAACUGAACUCUGCUCGGCGUCCGAGUCCCCAUGUCUUAACGGACAGCCCGCUUACCGCGACUGUAACGGACGUUGUAUCUGUAGAUGUGACUCUCGCUUCUACACCGGCCCCAACUGUGAAUACAGAGUGGAACCAAAGCUGUGCGACAACUGCCUUUUCCAGAACGGAAACUACCUGGCUCCGGUACAAGGUCGCUGCGACCUUUUCGUCGUGUGCCAGCCGACCAAUGAGGAGCAGACGGAGUUCAUACCCUGGGUACAGUCCUGCCCCGCGGGUACCAUGUUUCAGACCAAGGGCUCCGUCAUGGGCUGCAUUGGUUUUGGAGAAGGCGUCUGCAGUUCGGACCCUUGCCAGACCCUGGGAGUAGGCGGCCGCUACGCCCACGCCACUGAGUGCGCCCGUUAUUACGAGUGCAGCAACCAGGUCACCGCGGCCUCUCAGUGCUGUCCGGCCGGCCAGAGCUUCGAUGCACGGACCCAGCAGUGCGUGAACAACCCCUCAUGCGUAAACACGUGCGCUGGCACGUACCGGCCUUGUGACACGACCAUCAUCGGGCGCGCGGGGACAGAGGAGUUCUGCCCCUACAGGGCUCGACCCAACAACGAGAGUUUCUACUACCACCUCAAAGCCGAGGCCUUCAGUUACCCGUGUGGUCUGCAGAGGAUCUUCAACUCCACCAGCUGUCUCUGUCAGGAUGACCCUCGCGCUGGCUGUGGACCAACCAUCGACCUUCCUUUCGACACCUCCUCGCCGAACAAGUCCGUGCCCCUCAGAACCGUUGCCGGCAGUCACGGUCGCGCAGGUUAUUUCGACGGCACCAGCAGGGUGGUCAUCUACCGCUACUCCAACUCCGGCUUCUACACCGACUACUUCCUGAUGCAGUUCCGCGUCAAACCUACCUCGGUGGCCGCUCUCGGCGCCGGUGAGGUAGCGCUGGUCAGCAACGGAGACUGUGGUGUUACUGAGUCGCUGGGCAUCACCUUGAGCAGCAACUACGUCAGCUUCAAGGUGCAGCAGGAGGGCUCCAGUCGCUUGGAGGUCCUGCGGGUACCAUAUUCACCCUCUUCGGACUGGCUCGACAUCAAGUUCGUGUACGAGCGACUUGGUGACGGGCUGUACAGUUUCACUGGCACUGUCAACGGACAGUCGCAGAGCUUGGAAAUGACCUCCGUCAUUGCCACCCGUGCCUGCGCUCUGCACAUUGCCCAGGGCCAGAAUUACCGGAACCUGGAUGGCUACGUUGAUGACUUCCAGAUAUGGAUGUGCAAGCCCUCAACAGUCUUUGGAUAGAUCCCAGAAUGAGAAGUCAUUGUGGCAAGGCCACAACAGCCUACAGUCAAAGAAAUUGCUUAUUAUGUGUUCAAAUGCUUCGCUUUGUCUUUAAACCGAAAAUGGGUCUCUUACGAGUUAAUGUGCUGGCACAUAAGACAAGUAAUCAGUAAGCAUGACACUGACUCAAAUUCAGCAGAUUUUAAUUGUUUUGUAUUGUUUUAUUUUACUUUAUUUGACUUUGUUGUAUAAACUGUUUAAGUAAGCACAGAUAUCCUUUAUUACCAGUGUACUUCUCAUGUCCAGGCUCAGAUUUCUCCACAAGAGUGGAGCCAUUUCCAGUCUAUAAAUUAAUGUUGCCAAUAAAUCUGUGUCAAAAAACUUAUUCAUGCUAGAAAGUUUCCUCAAAAACGUUAAGGUUGAAAAGGAUACGUUUCUUAUUGUCGAAUAGUUAUCUUUCAUCAUUUGAUAAUUUAUUAUAGACAUAUGUAUAUCCUCCAGUAUCUGCCACACUGAAUACUGCCUUCAGUAAACGCUGUUGUCUAUGUUCCUCCUCUACUAGUCAUAUAUUUGAUAAUCAGACUAUUCCCUCCUUAAGUCAUAAUAAAGUCAAAUGUUCAGCCUGCAAAAGCAGGCAUUUUUUAAAACCUAAAUUGUUUUGUUAAAGAAAGGCAUAAAACACUUCAAAAAAAUAUUGCGUGUAUUCACUUUUGAAGCCCCUUUCCAUUUCUCCUUAAAAGAGUAUAAGCCUUGCCAAUAAAAAACUACAUGAAAAAAAAA